AUUUAUUUUACUAAAGUUAUAUUUUAUUAAUAUUGUUUUACUUUUUAUUAGUUUUAUUUUAUCACUAAUUCAUAAUGUUAUACCUAAACCAAAAACAGAUUUCAGUGGUUGCUUCACCAAAACAAACUGAUUAUUUUCCUUUAACUUCAGGAUCUCUGUGUUCAACUCAAGGUGAUAAAUUAAAAAAAUCAAUUAGGAUUUUGUUUUUCAUCUGGGAAGAAAUUCAGAAACAUUCCAGAUAAAUUCUCAACUGUUACAUGAGAAUAAAAGUAGAAAACAAGUAAAUUAUUAGAGGAAUAAAACAACAUUUAAAACAGAAACUGCUCAAUGAUUCAUCUUUAAAGUUAGGAUGAACAGAAUUAAACUAUUAUUUGUCCAGUUUCUCUGAUUUUUCAUCAUAUUUAGUUAAAUUUCAGUAAAUUUAUGUUCCUAUCAGCUCAAAACAUGAAAACUUGAAGCUUUUUCUCUCCGGUGUAACAGAAAUUAACUCAUUUUUAUCCUGUUUGAAUCUUUUUUGUUGUAAAAACAUCACAAUAAUGUUCAAUGAAGCAUUACCUUUGUCACCUGCAGGUGGCGCUGAUCAGUUCCCACCUGUCUGCAGGUGAAACCAGCGUGUUGAAAUAAAGUCCAAGUUUGCCUCCAUUUCCCAGAAUGCCUUUCAGUUCGGCCUCAGUGAGUGGCGCGCUCACCUGGCGGAGGGUCUGAUUGGUCGCCGCGCUGUUGCUUAGGGACAGAUGGGGGUAUUUUUACUCUCCAUCUCUAUAGAAACAAAAGCUGCUGCUCUUCUUCACACCUUUAAAAAUAGACGUAAUCAGGAGGCUGAAGACCUGCUGCACAUCGAUCACUGAUCAUUGAUUACUGAUCGGUCAAACAGCUGAGGGGCUUAUUUCCUGUGUGACAGGAAGUCAGAGAAACGAGAAGAAAAAGUGGAUCCACUUCAGCUUCAGAUUGUUGCUGAAAGAAGUUCUGCUGCUUUUAUAAAUGAAAACUUUUCAUCUUCAUCUGCAUUUAUAAUUAAAUUUUUACUCUGAUCAAAUCUAAUCUGAUGAUUAGCAUAGCAAAAACAACCCGUGCUGCGUUCAGGGACAGAUCAGCAGGAAUUUUAAUUUAUUAGAUUAGAUCAGCUGGUCCAAAAACGAACCAAAACCACCAAAAAUAAAAGAAUAAUUAUUAAGUUGAGCAUCACAUUUCAACAUUUAUAACGUUAAUAAAUGAAAAUAAACAUAAAAAUACUCAAACUGGGAAUUAAACUGAACAAAAUAACUCAAUUGAGAAUUUAAAAACCAUUAAAUGUCUUCUUUAUCUAUUAUUAUUAUUAUUAUUAUUAUUAUUAUUAUUAUUAUUAUUAUUAUUAUUAUUAUUAUUAUUAUUAUUAUUAUUAUUAUUAUUAUUCAGCUCCUGUGACUCUGUCCUCUUCUUCUUUAUAAAACAUCUUAAUUUUAGUCAGGCUGGAUGGAGAACAUCAGUUUUCUGGACUUUGACUAGGCCAUUUUAACCCAUAAAGCUGCUUUGGUCUAACCAUCCCUGCAUGUUUAAUCCCAGUCUCUCUUUUUUGAAGGUUUUCUUCCAAGAUUGUCUUAAUUUAGUUCCAUCCAUCUUCCCAUCAACUCUGACCAUCCUCCCGCAGCAUGAUGCUGCCACCACCGUGUUUCACUGUGUGUUCAGGAAAACCAGAUCGUUUCAGUUUUGGUUUCAUCUGAACAGAGAAAUUUCUUCCACGGGUUUCCUGAGACCUUCAGGGCUUUAGGUGAACCGGAAAAAUGAAUCCUGGCCUUUUCCUCUCCUUCAUGUCCAGGUCCAGGUCCAGGUCCAGGUCCAGGUCCAGGUCCAGGUCCAGGUCGUCCAUCUUGUCUCCAUGUCUCUCUGAGACGUUCAGAACCGCAGAUGUUGUAGAACCAGAACCGGCUGCUGCCUCCAUGUUGCUAUUUUAAUCAUCUUCCUCUUUUCUUUCUCUGCUGUCACAUAAAAUGCAUUAAAUCUCCUUCCUCUGCCUACAUGCAUGUAUGUAGCUUCUCUCUCUCAUUGUGUGUGUGUGUGUUUGUGGGUGUGUGUGUGUGUGUGUGUGUUGUUUGUUUUGAGACUUUCUGAUGAAAUCUGACAGAAAUUCAUUAAAAGAAAUAAAAUCCUCGCCCCCUGAGGCGAUGUCACUUCCUGCCGCGCUGCUGUCAGCUUAUUGAGCAACAGACCGGUGUGAAACGCCAAUCAGUGCAGUUGCCAUGGAGACCGAGGCGGCGAUGCAGCAGCAUCAGCAUCAUCAGCUGAGGAUGAGGAGGAGAGGCGAGCUCGGCGCUUCGCUCAGUCGGAGAAACGGAUCGGAUCAGCCGGACGGAACCAGCUUCCCAGGAGUUUAAUCUCAGCAGCUGAUGGUUCAUCUCAGUUAACGGCGAGCAGAGACGCCUGGAGCGAGAUCCAACAUGGCCGCCGAGGACGGAGAGCGAGGAGGACCGAGGAGGAAGCCGAAGCUCCUGCUGGGAAGAACCAGAACCAGGAGCACCGGAGAGGAAACCAAACCAGAACCGGCCGGAAAUGGGGAGGAAACAUCGGCUGGGAGCGACAAACAGACAACCUGCAGGGGGCGCCAGAGCGAUGCAGGGAAAAGGAGACGCAGGUGGUGGAGCGGCUUGUCCUCAGCAGUCAGCUGCAUCAGGAGACAGGAGGACGGUGAGGCGAGUCCACCAGAGGGGGCGCUGCAGAGACAGGAGGACGGUGAGGCGAGUCCACCAGAGGGGGCGCUGCAGAGACAGGAGGACGGUGAGGCCAGUCCACCAGAGGGGGCGCUGCAGAGACAGGAGGACGGUGAGGCCAGUCCACCAGAGGGGGCGCUGCAGAGACAGGAGGAUGGUGAGGCCAGUCCACCAGAGGGGGCGCUGCAGAGACAGAAGGACGGUGAGGCCAGUCCACCAGAGGGGGCGCUGCAGAGACAGGAGGACGGUGAGGCCAGUCCACCAGAGGGGGCGCUGCAGAGACAGGAGGAUGGUGAGGCCAGUCCACCAGAGGGGGCGCUGCAGAGACAGGAGGACGGUGAGGCCAGUCCACCAGAGGGGGCGCUGCAGAGACAGGAGGAUGGUGAGGCCAGUCCACCAGAGGGGGCGCUGCAGAGACAGGACGGUGAGGCCAGUCCACCAGAGGGGGCGGUGCAGAGACAGGACGGUGAGGCCAGUCCACCAGAGGGGGCGCUGCAGAGACAGGAAGAGACGAGGAAGAUGAGGAACGUUUUGUGGAGAUUCGUUCCACUAAGGAAGAAAUCUUCUCCGUGGUUCCGCACUAAACUGCAGAAGUUCUUCAUCAGAGCGGGAAGGAGACGGUUUGUCCCGCCGGGACACGAGGAGGACACGGUGUUGGGAACUGACCUGUGUGCUUCCGGACUCGCCGAGAUACCUGAAGGUCCUCCACAGGUCCAGAUGUUCUGCUACCAGGCGGAGCAUUUACCUGAAGAACCGGAACCUACAGCAGAAAUGGCAGACCCUGAAGAUGGACCGGUGCCGGUCCAAAUGGCUCAAAUAAACCAGGUUCUGGUGCGGGACGUGUCCUCAGAAGAGGACGAGGUUCUGUUUGACUCAGAACUUGUUGUGGACCUCCAUGACCAGCCCAAGUUCCAGUUCCCCCCAGAGGACAAGACGGUCCAGAUGUCUGUCCCGCCCCAACCGUCCACCAACGGACCCUCCAUCCGGAUCCAGCUCUGUCCGCCGGAUGACUCCGCCCAGGAGGAAGAGGAGGAGGAGGAAGGCUGGGUGGGCGUGGCCUCCGCAGAGAGCCACCUCCUCCACCUGAUCUGCUCCGACCCGACUGAGCGGCAGCUGCAGCAGGCGGCCCGGUCGCUGGUCAGAACCGCCAUGACCGCCGCCGUGGAUCAGCUGACCGGAGAGCAGCGGGGCAGCGGAGGCUCCGCCCACCUGGAGCCCCCGGGCGCCAGGUGACGGUCAGAGACGGCAGGAACGUUCAGAGUAGCGCUAGAAAACACCUAGCUUAGCGUUAGCAUUAGCGCUACUGAAACAAACACCUGUACGAGUCUGAAUACUCAAAACAACCUGUUCAAACGAGCUGCAGCCUCAGCAGAACUGAACCAUCAUAACCGAGCUCUGCUAAGCUAGCUAGUUUCAGCGACACUUCCUGAUGGAAAUAUCAAAAUAAAAGCACUUCCU
This is a messenger RNA of Xiphophorus maculatus (southern platyfish), 4142 nucleotides long. RefSeq names its product ribosome-binding protein 1-like. The coding region runs from base 2415 to 3917 and encodes 500 amino acids. The record is from RefSeq and is a predicted model, not a curated record. NCBI's taxonomy places the organism in Eukaryota, Metazoa, Chordata, Actinopteri, Cyprinodontiformes, Poeciliidae. The transcript has 2 exons.